AUGUGGUUUCACUCUCACUCUAAUUGUCCACUCUGUCGAACCCCGGUUCAACUAGAUAAUCCAGUCCCCCCAUCAGCACAAUCGGUGGAAGAGAUGGUGUCAGUGACUGAACCGGCCGGUUCAGUUACUGCAGGGGAGGAAGGUGAAACAGGUUGUUCGUCUUCUACUUUACCGCCUCUGGAGCUAGUGGAUGUAUUAGUGGACAUGCCUAAAGUGGACUCUGGAGGUCUGGAUGACAUGGGUUUAGAUGCACCUGAAGAAACUGGGUUCAAAUCUUCGGAUGUUGAUGCUAAAAUGGGAAGUGAGGGUUGUCAGUGUUCGAAGUUGAAGUUGGGAAUUGUUUUGUCUGCCAUUGUUGAUCUUGCCGCUUGUGCUAUUUCAAUUUUGUAA
Pistacia vera is the source of this 390-nucleotide messenger RNA. Its product is annotated as RING-H2 finger protein ATL5-like. The transcript has 3 exons. The coding region runs from base 1 to 390 and encodes 129 amino acids. NCBI's taxonomy places the organism in Eukaryota, Viridiplantae, Streptophyta, Magnoliopsida, Sapindales, Anacardiaceae. The record is from RefSeq and is a predicted model, not a curated record.